CUUUAAUGUCCAAGAUUGAUUAUGAGCACGAGAAACUCAAACUACUCGUUCCAGUCGUGUAGUCAGCCCGGCCUUUGUUGUGAGUGUGAUUGUGAGCCUUCAGAGUCUGUCAGUCAGAACAAAACAGAAAUAGAACUAGCAAGAAGCAUCAACCCGCCGUUCCCUGGCAUAGAUCGAUCUACAUCAACAUCAUCAUGGCAAGUACUUCUACCAACGCGGCUAGUUCAUCUGCAGCGGUGUCCGGCAUACAUCAGAAAAGGCAUAAUUACAAGCUGCGCGUGCGCAUUGAGGUUGAUGAGGUCUCCAAGUUUCUGGAGUACGGCCCGGACAGAGACUCCUUCGAGAGGGACCAUGACGAAAUUCGAGCGUCAAUUACGAGUUUUCUCGGGCGCGGCACCUUUUUCCAAUACGUUCAGGACCCUCUCCGCCGCGAGUGUGCGACAGUGGUUCUUGCGCAAGAGGCGCAAAGGGCCGUGGUACUAAAGAAAUGUUCGUCCGCCUCUCCCACCGGUCUCCUGGGCCACAGGUUGGCGCUGGUUCGCGUAUCGGCUGCUGAGGACGUUCUACCUGACUGUGGUGCAACCGCAGGCACAGCAGCAGAGGAUGCAGGUGCGUUCGGUGGUGCCAACAAGGGGUUUAAAAGGGCAGCACCUCCUCCUCCGGACGUAAUAUUGGGACGAAACUCCGCCUUAGCGGGUAAGGUUCGACGCAAAACUGACGCGGGUCAUUGCGACGUCCAACCACAGAACUGCUCUGAAGCUUCGCGAAAAGUGUCUGAGCACGACAAGCUGACGCUUCCUGUUGUUAGCGUUCGUGACGAAGCAGCAGCAGACCCGUUGCGCUGCACCGAUCGCGAUUGCGAUAACGGAAUCCACCAGACUUCCAAGACGCGAGCACACGGUGGGGAGCUUGCCGACGGCCGCGCGGAAGUAGACGAUCAUGGUAAGGAAGGAGGGCAGAGGCAUAGUGAUGGCAUUUUUUCCUGCACUGUAUCAUGAAGAUACUUAUUCCGAUAAAAAUCCUACAUAUCAGAUUUUCCAAAUAGCCCAACAAUUGACUUUUCUGCUUCCAGGUCAACACCGGAGUCUAAUUCCUGUGGAUGCUCAGCUCCACGCAGGUCGAAACCCCACGAAUGUGCUGCGACAUUUGCUGGAGCUCGAUUACACAGCGCUCAAAGCACAAUGUCGUGAAGUCCACGAUAUCUCUGUCUCCUGCGACGAGCCGCAGGAGAAGCUGAUCAGCAAAAUAGUGCUGUCUCUGUGUUCCCAAGACUGCGACCGUUCGGCGAUGGUGCGGUUUCUGGCGGCAAAAGCCGCCACGGAGUGCCGUCAGCUUGCCGCUUUCUGUCCGCGAUUCUGCAGCGCAGCCGUGAAUUCUGCCGAGCGCCGAGACCUGGAUGAGCAGUGCAGAGCUGCAAGGAAGAGGCUCGAGAAAAUGAUGACCGUGCGCGAGCACUUGCUUCAUGACGGCAGGACCGCAUUGAUGGCCCAGACGAGACAGGAUGCUGUGGCGGGUCCGUGAAGCCGUCGCCACAUUGAGCGAAGCUGCUUCAUGUCCUCAUUCCGUGACCCUAACCGCCUUCUGGUUCUGUUGCGGCGAGCCGAGCCGGACCAUCGUGUGAAGGAAGAAGAUCCUCCGUUCUGAACUGAGAAGGCAACCGAGAAUCACAUCGUGCAAGGAGAACCAAUUCCCUCCUCAUGCAGGCCUGUAAGAAAGUGAAAGUACCGGGUCCGACCUCAAGUGCAGGAUAGGUGAAAUAAUAUGUAUUUGUAUCUGUGGAGAUGCACUAGUUUUAGCUGUGCAUAGAAAUAGUUAAAAAAGAUGCUGAGAUGUAGUACCUUGUAGGACGACCGGUUUCUCGGCGUCUCUGUGGCAGGAGGAGCACCGGG
This is a messenger RNA of Amoebophrya sp. A120, 1889 nucleotides long. Lineage: Eukaryota; Dinophyceae; Syndiniales; Amoebophryaceae. The record is from the annotation of a GenBank genome assembly.